AUGUUAUUUUACUACUUAUUUGAAUAUAUUGACGACGUGUUUUCUAGUGCAUCUCCUACAAAGAAGUCGCGGGUUCUGCAGAAAGAUGAAGUAGAUGGCGAACAAUGCACGCCUACUAAAUCCAAGCCUAUACCUAUAGCUAAGGUAUCCAAGGGACAGUUAGUUCUGAGAUUGUCCGAUCUAGAUGGCGAUACGGCUGAAUCAACACCUUUGCUUAGACUAUCCAAGGCCACCUUAGCUGAUAAGGUCGAUGAUGAGGAGACCGACGAUGAUGCUAUGCUCGUAUCACCAAAGUUGAUUGCGAACAUGUCACCUAAUGAGCUUCAUGCACUUAUGGCUAUGAUCGAUGCAAGCUUGCAGACUUCAAAGACGAAGGUCAAUCAGUACAUGGUGAAGAAACCCAUCAAAGUACAAAGCUCUGAUGAAGAGUUGGAGGGCGAUAUUUCUCCAAUGGAGAUUGAUAGUACCAAGAAUGACGAGAAUGACAGCAAUGGUAUGGAUAAUUCUGAUACUUUGGAGGACAAUGAGGCAGAGGAAGAUGAUGAGCACAUGUAUGACAAGAAGGCGAGGAAGGUUGAAGUGAAAGGGAAAGGAAAGAUGACGUUGAAAGCACUUGAUGAUCAAGAGGAUGAGGAUGGCAAUUUCAAGGUACGUAAGGGCGGAGCAAAAGGUCAAAGGGCAUUCAAGGAAGAAGAUAAGGAUGAGGAUGAUGUAGAGGAUGGUGACGAGAAUCAGAAGGGAAAGGUAAAGGCACAUUCAAGGAGUCUAAGAGCACCGUGGUAG
Sparassis crispa is the source of this 783-nucleotide messenger RNA. RefSeq lists its product as hypothetical. The transcript is spliced from 9 exons. The coding region runs from base 1 to 783 and encodes 260 amino acids. Lineage: Eukaryota; Fungi; Basidiomycota; Agaricomycetes; Polyporales; Sparassidaceae. The record is from RefSeq and is a predicted model, not a curated record.